Sordaria macrospora k-hell is the source of this 855-nucleotide messenger RNA. RefSeq lists its product as uncharacterized. The record is from RefSeq and is a predicted model, not a curated record. Gene Ontology annotation, biological process: DNA replication; double-strand break repair via homologous recombination; nucleotide-excision repair. NCBI's taxonomy places the organism in Eukaryota, Fungi, Ascomycota, Sordariomycetes, Sordariales, Sordariaceae. Gene Ontology annotation, molecular function: single-stranded DNA binding. Gene Ontology annotation, cellular component: DNA replication factor A complex; chromosome, telomeric region; site of double-strand break.
AUGGCGGGCUACGGCGGAUAUGGUGGUGGUGAUGCCGGUGGCUUCAUGGCCGGAUCUCAGCAAGGUGGUAGUCAAGGCGGUGGUUCCAAGUACGCCGACGAAUCCCUCCGCCCCGUAACCAUCAAGCAACUCCUCGACUGGGAAGACACCUACCCCGGCAUGGAUCCCACCAUCGAUGGCCACCCCAUAACCCAAGUGACCAUCGUGGGCCAAGUGCGCUCGGUCAAGCCUCAACCGACCAACAUCACGUACAAGAUCGACGACGGCACGGGCGCCAUCGACGUCAAGAAGUGGGUCGACUCGGAAGCACAAGGCGAAGGCGAGAACGGCAGCGGCGCCGGUGCUAUUGCCCCCGACGCCUUUGUCCGCGUGUGGGGUCGUCUCAAGAGCCUCGGCGGCAAGAAACACGUCAGCGCCAACUUCAUACGCCAGAUUGAGGAUUUCAACGAGGUCAAUUACCACCUGCUCGAGGCGACAUACGUGCAUCUGUUCUUCAGCAAGGGCGCAGCAGGUGCCGGUGGCGCGAAACAAGACGGUGGAGGAGACAGCAUGUUUGUCGAUCAGGGAUACGGAGCCGGAGGAGGAGGCGCUGAUGUCGCUAUGGGCGGCGCUGGCCCUGGUGGAGGAAACAGCGCGAUGCGGGCGAGGCUGGCGACGUGCUCGCGGAAUGCGCAGACCAUUUGCAACUUCAUCAACAACUCGCCUGGCGGGACAGAGGGUGUCAAUUUGCAUGUGAUUGCGCAGGGCACGAGGAUGAACGUUAGGGAUAUCGUCAAUGCGGCGGACGAGUUGCUGGGACAGGGUAUCAUUUACACCACGCAGGAUGAUGAGACGUGGGCUAUUCUGGAUUAUUAG